Molecule: messenger RNA, 2340 nt
Organism: Sardina pilchardus (European sardine)
Lineage: Eukaryota; Metazoa; Chordata; Actinopteri; Clupeiformes; Clupeidae
Gene: mpzl2b
Product: myelin protein zero-like 2b
Exons: 5
Coding region: 670-1482 (270 amino acids)
Biological process (GO): cell-cell adhesion
Cellular component (GO): plasma membrane
Source: RefSeq, a predicted model, not a curated record
GCUUGGGGUGACUGAAUGAAGGAGCUAGUUCUGCAAUGAUGCAAGUAAAUAAAAUUGUACUUUACCUGAUUUUUAACUUCAUAAUGUUUAUGAUCUGAGUUACAAAUUAACAUGAUUUAAUUUCAUGUCAAAUAAAAUACAGCAUGAGAUUGUUGUUGUCAAUUGUUGUUGUUGUUAUGGCGAUCUGCUCCUGAGCAAGCCCACUCUUGUAGCUACUUGAAGAUACAUUUCUAGUCAAGGGUGGCCAUCCCCAGCAGAGAGCAGCAGAAGAUAAUGCAACGUAGGCUAUUGCCUCUAUGUAACAGGCUUUCUCAUCACACGCAACACAAACUGUUUGUCAUAAUUAAUAAAUCACUGCUUAAACAUAGAAUAAUUCGUUCGUCCAAGGCUAUGUAGCCCAUUUGAAGCAUUUAAAGAUUGUGUUUAAUACUGCAUCGAGGCUUCAAACGAGCGCAGGUAGGCGAAACUUCUUCAUGGAAACAGGUUUCACAAGACCUGUCGAUGGCUCCGCCUCUUCAAGAAAAAAAAGUUUUCAGGCUACCUUGUGAAAGUUAGAAUGGUCGUAACAGCGCCAGACUCUUUUUUAAGCUGUAUCGAUUAAUCUGUAAAUGUUUACAAUAUAAAGUUUAUAAUUUUAAAAGUCUUGUCUGCCGAGGCCCAAUUCAUCCCAUGAUUCGAAAAUGGAUAUGCUUGUUUGCUGUGCUGGCUGGUUUCGCCUCGCCAGGUCUGGUCCAUGUACAGGCCAUAGAGAUAUACACCAAGGCCAAACAGGUGGAGGCGGUUAAUGGCACCAGCGUAAAACUCCAUUGCACGUUUAAGUCGACGGAGCCCAUCACCGAGGACUCGGUGUCUGUGACUUGGAAUUUCCGGCCACUGAAAGCUGGGAAAGCUGGGACGGAAGAAACGGUGUUUCACUACCGCGAGGAGCCGUACCCUCCGAUGGAAGGCCGCUUCAAAGGCCACGCGGUGUGGUCAGGUGACGCCAUGAACGGGGACGUGUCCAUCUCGCUGCUCGACGUCCAGUUCAGCUUCAACGGCACCUAUAGCUGUGAGGUGCGCAAUCCCCCAGACUUCCAGGGCUUCGCAGGGGAGCUUGUUCUGAAGGUGGUGAAAAAAGCCUCCGUCUCCGAAAUCGGAAUCUUGGCGGCGUCGGUAGGAGGCGGCAUCGUCGUGAUCGUCGUCCUUCUGGCGGUGGUGGUGGUGGUGCGCAAGCGAUGUCGCCUCAAGGGUGACCAUGAGGACCAUGAGGACCACGAGGACCAGGAGGUGGAGUUGAAGGAGCGCAAGUGGAAGGACCCCACUGUCUGCAAACCAGAGGAGGCCAUCCACCUGAUGGUAGCGCAGAAGGUUCUGGAGGUGGACAGCGACGAUGACGACGAUGAUGAAGACAGUGAUGAUGAUGAUGACGAAGAUGAUGAUGACGAAGAUGAUGAUGAUGAUGACGAUGAUGACGAUGACGAUGAUGACGAUGAUGAUGAUUAGAACAGAUAACCUCUGCGGCAGAAUGCUGAGCUGUAGCAGGAGAAAGCAGACUUUGAGACAAGACAGUCAUGACGUGACUAGCCUUCUCAAGCUACAGCCGGCUACUGUAGAUGUAUCCAUCUACAGUACCAAGUAAACACUAAAGAAUGCAGUCCAUGCUAGGUGUACCACCAUCACUUGAUCUCCUUCAGUUCUACCCACUAAAAAUUGGCCCUUUAAAUGCUGUUUUGUGCAAGGCCUGAUGAGAAAAGUGAGCUCACUUGCUACUGAUAUCUUUCUAGUGCUGGAAUGGACCAGGUGAUGUGGUUGCUGCAGCUUUGUGUGUGUGUGUGUCUGUCUGUGUGUGUGUCUGUGUGUGUGUUUGUGUGCUUACGUGUGUGUGUGUGUGUGUGUGUGUGCCUGUGCCAGCAAAGAGGUGUGUCUACGAAACAAUUGUCAACUCUUGCUGUAUCAUGGUGUGUGUGUGUGUGUGUGUGUGUGUGUGUGUGUGUGUGUGUGUGUGUGUGUGUGUGUGUGUGUGUGUGUGUGUGUGUGAAAGAAAAUGUGAGAAAUGUGGGUGUGGUGUGGUGAGAGACAGACAGACAGACAAAUGUAAUUGAUGUUUUACAGGUUUUGGAUCAUGAAGGUGUUUGUAUUUGUAGUGUACAAUAGUGGGAUAGAACAUUUUAUAUGUAUAUAAGAUUUAUUGCUGAGAAUAUUGCACUGCCUUUUUUACAUUCUUGUGUCUUAAUGUAUGUCAAACAGAUCAACUCUUAACAUAUGCAACAUCCUCCAUAUUCUGUAACAUUCCCCAUUGUCUGUAAAUUGUACAGAUGUGAUUGUAUUUUAAGAACAAAUAAAAAAUAUAGGUUUUCUGAG